This is a messenger RNA of Ostrea edulis (European flat oyster), 7959 nucleotides long. RefSeq names its product arf-GAP with Rho-GAP domain, ANK repeat and PH domain-containing protein 1-like. The coding region runs from base 177 to 5426 and encodes 1749 amino acids. Lineage: Eukaryota; Metazoa; Mollusca; Bivalvia; Ostreida; Ostreidae. Gene Ontology annotation, biological process: signal transduction. Gene Ontology annotation, molecular function: GTPase activator activity; protein binding. The record is from RefSeq and is a predicted model, not a curated record. The transcript is spliced from 48 exons.
AGAGGAAAGUAAGUUAUGAGGAAGGAAAAAAUUGGAAACGUUUAACUAAUAUUGUUGGUUCGAUCGAUACAGGAAAUUAGUCAGGAAGAAGUAACGCAUGUAUCAGACACAAAUUUUCUGAAGUUGAGGGGAAAUAUGCAUAUCAAGUUGAGAAAAAAAUCAGUCCGGUAUGAGUAAUGGACCUUGGUCGAACCUUGGAGGAAUGGUUGAUCAACUUGGAUCUGGGACAGUACUCGUCAAAUCUCCAUGCAGCAGGAAUCACAGAAAUUUCACACCUCUUUGCUUUAGAUGAUGGUUUUUUGACAGAUAUCGGGGUAUCUCUCUUGGGUCAUCGUAAAAGGAUCCUAGAACACCUACCCACUGUUUCGGGAGGAUCGGUCAGUGAGGAGGAUUAUGUGAACUGUCCUUCACCUCAGGGCCCAGGCCCACAGUGGGAGGAUAUUUAUGCUAAUGUUCCACCGAGUGUUCAAGAGAGACGACCCUCAGUGCCAAAGUCAUUUGAACCAAAGCCAAGUUUAUCAAAUUUAGGUAGUAAGAAGAAACCUGUACCAAGACCGAGAGCUUCCAGGGUUACACGAUCCAGUCCAGGGGGUUCCCAACACAGCCCUAGUGUUACCCCAGAUGAUAGCUGUCCUCCAAGUUAUGAUGCUGUGUUACAUGCCCGUCAGGGGUCCAUCUCCCUAAAAGGCAUCACUAGUGAAGAGUCCUCUACUGAUGAUUUACAGAGAGAAACUGAAGAAACCCUGUCAACUGCGUGGCAAAAUGUGUCUGAUAAGUCAAAUGUGCAACAUAACUUUUCUGACAAUUUUGAUGAUUUUCAUAUUGGACCGGAUAAUGUGGUGCAGUGUGCUCAGAAUGAAUUAUUUCAGUUUAAUCACAGUGGUGGAAAACAGCAAACUGCGGCCGCUGUUUCUGGAGACUUUGCAGAUUUUGCGAAAUUCGAUGAUGCAGCUAAAAGAUCUUCGGAGACGUAUGAGCCAAUAUGGAUGUCAACAGCAGAUACAAGAAAUUCAGAACAGACUAAUAAAUCCAUUCAAGGUUUGUCACCAUCAGCUUUAAAUGUGCCUCACAUCUCCACCCCAGAAGCACCACCUCCUUGCAGAACACACUUUCCAUUUGAAGGUAAUGUUGAUGAGAGCUUUGGCAGUGCUAGCAGCUAUCCUUUUGACAGUCCUGUGAGAAAGGAUUUUAAGCUGGAAGAUGAUGCUAUUUAUUACAAUACAGACCCUCCACCUCAUCAUGAGCCUGGUAUACAAGCUCCAACCAGAACGAUAGCAACUGCCAGUGAAAUAAAAGAGAUACAUUGUCAGAAAGGCCAUAAUGACUCCACGGAGAGUGAAGAAUUGAAUGCUUCGUUUGACUUACCCCCUCCUGAAUUUGCACCACCACCCCUUCCAGAUUCUGGAUCAACUCAUAGUGUCCCACAAGAUCUGUCGGAGUUUGAUCCCCUGAAUACCCUUAUUUCUCCCCCUGUACCACCACGCACUACUUCUGAUGCCUCAGUUGCUUCUCAUGGAUAUAUCAACAUUGACUCUGAACCAGAGAAAUGCACAAAUAAACUUUCUUCAGAAAAUCAAGACAUUUACUCUUUAGCCAACUUUUCCAAUCUGCAAGUAACCAGCACUCCUAAGAGCAAGAGCAAUGUCAUCCAGUCCAACUCGGACCCUUCCCUGUCCCGUUCACCUCAAAGUCCUAGAGAUAGACAUAUCUUCAUGUCUCAACCCUCUAACAUAUCUGUAUCAUCAGAUCCAUUCAGAGGGGAUGAUCCAUUUGGUGACUUUCAUCAGGAGUGUCAGAACUUUAAUGGACAUUUUGGUACACAGGACGGUGGUGCCCCGUCAGUGGAGAUGUAUGAGGAAUUCCAUUAUUCCGGAACAAGUAACUCCAGUAGUUCUAGUCCUCCACAGGGAAAACCCAAGUAUUUGCCACGAAGUCAUCUGAGCAACUCAUCUGACGUAUAUUCCAUGGCAUCACCUGUGCCAAACUCCUGUUCGGAGGACAGUUCAGACACAGCAGAUGACAGGUCUGUCGACUCCAUGGACUAUGGAACCAUAAACUCAGCCAGUAUGUCUCCAGUAGAAAUUGUACCCGUAGAUCAGCUAACUCAGCCAAGAAGAAAUGAAAAAGCUGGAACUCUGUAUAAGCAGGGAGGAUUGAAGGGUAACAAAGGAUGGAGGAAGCGCUGGGUACUCUUCACAGGAAAUAGUCUACGCUACUAUGACAGUCGCAAGUCCCAGGUUUCAAAAAGAAUUGUCCCUCUGUCUUGCAUGGAAAAGGUUGAAACACUUGUCAAGGACAAUGACAGGGACAAGUUCAAGUUCAACCUGCACACCACCAACAGAGUGUUCCAAUUCGCUGCAGAGACUCUACAGGAGUCACUACUCUGGUGUAGUACUCUGAUGGAGGGAAUCCUCAAGUACAAGGUGCCACCUGGUGGGGAACCUGAGGGGUUGGAAAUGAAUGAGCCAGAUAAACAGGGUUACUUAAAAUUUGAAAGACACAGCAAUAAGUAUUAUGUGGCGGUGAAACAAGGAAAGAUGUGCUAUUACCAUUCAGAACAGGAUUUUAAACAAGGAUCUCCCAUAAAUGAAAUAGAUAUGCAAUUAGCAGCUGUAAAGGAAGUAGGCAAAGGAAAAUUACAAUUAUCCACACAUUAUGCCCAUUUCUUGUUAAUACCGGAGAGUUACAGUGAAUGUGUGCUUUGGAAGAUGGCAUUUGAAGAGGCAAUAGCUGAUGGACUGGGAGAUAAUACGAUCCUUGAUCAAGUUAUGGAGAACCCCUGCAACAGAGUGUGCGCCGACUGUUCGGCAGAAGACCCACACUGGGCCUCCAUCAAUAUUGGUAUUGUGUUGUGCAAAAAAUGUGCAGAUAAUCAUUGUGGACUGAUUUUCCGAGCCGGGAUUCAUCGGAACUUUGAACACUCCAUAUCUCGUGUCAAGUCACUCCGUAUGGAUACCAGAAUAUGGACCCCAAGCCUUGUAGAGCUGAUAAAGGCAAUUGGAAACAGAAAUGCCAAUGCCUUUUGGGAGCAUUCUUUACCACCAGACAAGCGGAUAAACUCGGACACGCCGGCUCCUCAAAGGAAGGCCCAUAUAGAAAACAAAUACAAAGCCAAGCUUUACUGUGAUAAAAUUUCCAUAUCAGACAACCAAAAAGUACUCAAUGAGAUGCUUUUAGAGUUGAGUGAAAAUGAAAAUCUAUUGGAGACAAUGAAAGUUCUCUUCUCAGGUGCCAAUAUUUAUCAUACAAAUAGUAAUGGUGAAAAUGCGUAUAAGAUUGCCAAACGUUUGGGACAAAGACUGACGAUGGAGUUUCUUUAUCAAAAUGGAGGAGAUCGUACCUCCAACUCGUACUGCGAUACAGAUGAGGUUCAGGCAGCCAGGCUACGUGGUGAAGUCUGUUUAGACGGUUAUCUACAAAAGACGGGGAGUAAAAAGAAAGAUUUCUUGAGGAGAUGGUGUGUUAUUGAGCAUGGAUGUCUGCGAUAUUUUUCAAGUCAAAAUAGUUCUGUUGCAAAGGACAGUGUGGACAAUGAAGUCAUGAUGUGUGUUCAAGCUGUUACUCUCUCUGACAAGUCUUUGUCAAAUGUGAGAAACUUAAAUAAAAGAUAUCCAGAGGCAUUUGAGCUCAGCACUUGUAAAAAGGACAACAGAGAGUAUUUAUUUGCUGCAUCCACUCCACAAGAAAAGAAAAGUUGGAUGAUUGCACUAGCUAAGCUAUUUUGUCCCAUCUCAAUAAUGGAAGAUGUCGGUCAGUCACAGUUCAAUCUGGCAGGCAAUUUCUACAUCCGGGAUGUUUCAUCGGACUGGGAGAAAAGCUGGUUGAUGAUCAACAACAGAAUCCUAGAAUACUUUGACAAGAACAAGCAAGAGUUCUGCAAAAUUGAUCUCAGGAAAGCUUUAAAUAUCAAAUACAGUGGAUCUACUCUUGCCUGCAAAAGUUGUAUUGAAGUGGGUAAAUGUUUAGCACUGGAUGCCCAUGGAAGAUCUUUAUAUUUCCAAGCAGACCUUGCUAGAGAUACAGAAAGGUUGUUAAAUGCAUUCAAUAAAGCCAUGAAAACUGGAGGGAACACAUUAGAAGACCAACAUCUCUCUCCCUCCAAUGUCCCAGUGAUUAUUGAAAAGUGUGUCUGCUUUAUUGAGGAUUAUGGUGUACAAGAAGAAGGAAUUUACAGACUCUCUGGAGUAAAAUCUAAAGUACAGGCUUUACUAGACAGGUUUAUGUCUGAUGCCCACUCUGUGGUGCUACAGCAAGGCGAGACUCAGAUCCACGAGGUGGCAGCCUGUCUGAAACUCUUCCUCAGAAGUCUCAAAGACCCUCUCCUUAUGAGUUCUAAGUAUUCAAUGUGGAUUGAAAAUGCUGAUGAUAUUUUGCAUGGUCGUAUGGAUCCUCAAGUGAAACUAGAAUGGUAUCAGUUUCUGAUCCGUGAACUACCACCCAUUAACUACAACACACUGAAGAGGCUCAUACACCACUUCAACAGACUUGCAAGGUAUUCUGACCAAAACAAGAUGACAGAAAAGAACAUAGCAAUUGCAUUUGGUCCAACGCUAAUGCAAACGGAAGCAGAUUCAGAAUUAAACAGUGUACAUGUGCAGUUACAGAUGGUUGUGAUAAGCGAUAUCAUGAAAAAUAAUCAAAAACUGUUCAAGCUCGAGGAUGAGGAGAAGAUCAUGCAGGAUAAGGUGGACAAGGGGAAGAAAAUAUUGGAAGUGAUCAGCAACAGCAGAGAAAGUGUGGAUAUCAAUGAUUCCUUAAAGAUCAGUGUAUAUUUCCUGAGUCGCUGUGGCAACAGCUACAACCCAGAAGUUAACGUUCACACCACUGUUAAGCAAGUGGUAGAUCAGCUGAAACACCGAUUUAAUGCCAUCACUGAGGAUUACACGCUGCACGAGGUCUUGUGUGAUGGAGCCUUAGAGCGGCCUCUCCACAGCACAGACAAUCCCCACGCCGUGGUAAAGGCUUGGUGGAACUGGCCCGAGAGUUACAGGAAGCAGGCUUGUCUCUGUCUGAAGCCCACUGCUGAUCUCAUGCUCAAAUUGUCUAAGAUGUAUGAUCCAAGUCGAGCCAAGUUUGCCGAGAUAAAGUUGAUAGAGAAGAAGCCUUUGGGGCUGAUCAGCAAAUCCAAUAAGUACGCCUUUCAGUUCCAACAGUCCAAGCUAUCUUACUACAAAGACACCAAGUCAGUGGGUGGUUCACCGGUGGGGUCCUGGAAUAUUGAGGAUUUGGUCAUUUACUAUGGAAUGGAUCCCUUAAUCAGGAAAGGGGACAAGUAUGGAGUAACAUUCCUUAAAACAGGAGAAAUACCUGGUUCAAAGGAGACCCCCAUUUUUGGGAGGACCCUUUGUUUUUCUUCAGAGAUUGAGUCUCUGCACUGGAUGGCUGCCAUGUUUGUUGCACAGCAUCCAGAAGGACCACUAGCAUGAGGAUACAGGGAUUUAGUGGGUGCUUGUCACCAGUUAUCACUUGCCUGUCUCCAAUUAACAUAUAGUCCAUAUAUCCGAGUUUCUAUCAAAGGCAGAGAUAGACGUUGAAACAUCAAAUGUUUUGAAUAUACUGACAUAGUUUAUUCAAAUAUGAUCAAAUAGUACAAAUUACUAUGUUGAAUUAAGGUAUUUAGUGACAUAGUUAAUUCAAACAUGUUCAAAUAGUAUGUUGAAUUAAGUUUGAUACCAUAGACUAAGUCUUCUACAGAUUUAUAUCUCUUUGUUGUAAAGUAGUGGCUCUAUUUGUUUAUAGGAAUGCUUUUCCACACUGCAAAGUUUUUUAAGCUAGAUUUAUGAAAAUAGUUGUUUCGUGGUUGUACAUCAGUAUUCCAUCAUUCCAUCACAAUGGCAAGGCAGACAUGUGUCUAUAACUCUCAUAGCACAUUGAGUAUUGUUGAUUUUAUGUACUAUCUACAGAAAAAAAAAUUAUUUCCAUACUUUGAAAGGGAUAUUUUUGUAUCAUCAUCAUACAAAAUUAUAUUUUAGAAGUGAGACCCUACAGCUUUUAGCAGUCAUUUUUUGCUUUAGUUCACAAUUAUUUUACACAGAAAUCUUUUGAAAUAGUUUAAUUUUUCAGUCAUGAAAUGAAUCUGACUUGAUACUAUAUAUAAACAUGAUGUAAAUACCUGUAUAAUUGAAAUGUCUGGCUUGUGAAAUAAUGUAAACUUACAUUCUAACACAUACGGUACAUGUACCUGCAUAGAAAACACUCAUAUAUGUAUUUCAAGAGAGGAUUAUUUUUACAGAGAUAUUAUUUUUUAAUUUUAAGUUUUUUGUUUGAGAUUUUAUGAUUUAAAAAAAAAAUGUGGAGAUAUUCACUUUUAAAGAAAAUCAUUAUUACAUGUACAUAUUCCCAUGAUCAAAACUGGUGAAGAUUUUUUUAAUGAUAUUUUGUAAAUUCCUAAUAUUUUGAAUGAUUUUCUAUUUUCUUUCAAAAUGCUUUCUUUGCCAAAAUGAAGUGUUAUUGCUUUACAUUAAAAGGUUUAUUAAUUACAUGUAUUUCAAAAAGUGCAAUAUGUAAAGAAUGCACAGAAUGAAUCAAAUAUUCUGAUUGAGAUUUAUAUGUUGUAGCAAAUUCAGAUAAUGUGUGUGUGUGUACAGUUAGUUACCAAUGGAAAGUAGUGUUUAUAUAGUUUACAGAUAUUAAAGGGGGUUUAGAAUAACGACGUUCUAGGAUGCGUGUUCAUAUUAUUACAUGUAUGUGUCCGAUUCUGUACUUUAGCUUUGUGAAAACCUACAGAUAAAUACACUGCAAGAUUUAUGACCCCACCCCCUUUCUUUCUUUUUUUUUACCUACUAGUUUAUGGAUAGUCCAUUCAAUACAGAAAAGGAUUAGACAAUAUGGCUGUAAGCCUAUAAAUGUCCUCUCCAUAAUUAAGUUUUAACUAUUUCAGAAAGUGCAAUACAUAAAAUGUUGUGAUUAUUUAAAGAUUUGUAUGUUGUGUCAAAUUCGGAAUGUCGAGUAUAUAUGUAGUUACUUACUUUCCCAGCAUCUAAUAAAUAUCUGGACUGUCAUAGAACAUCUUGUAUUGUGAAUCCUGGAGAUGGGUCAAUUUGGACUCCUAUAUGAGUCACAACCAAGCAAUUCCAUGUUUCACAAGUAUGUCUUGUUCAACCUGUAUCUGGCAUUUUCUAGAAAAAGAAUACAAGUAGUUAAUCUAAAGACAGUUACAUGUGGAAAGGAUUUCAUCUUUUGAUUAAGUCACAAAUGCAAUGAUGAUCAAGGUUUGUAGAUAUUAUUUUUCUGAGGGAAGAAAGUACUAUCUUGAAUUUGAUGUAAUAAAAUGAAAUGUCAAAUGCAUAUGAAAUCAUUCGACAAUUCCUUUCUCGUGUGAAUCAAUACUGGAAACCAAUUUAUAUGAUGCAUGUUAGUGUAUGAAUGAGUAAUACUGAAUACAACUGUCAUGAAUCUCUGUGAUAAAUAUGCAUGUGAGAUGUGUAGGGUGAGAGAGGGUAAAACAUUGCUAACGAUAUACACAUUGAUAAUAUGUAAAACAUAUGAUUGCUAACGAUAUAUACACAUUGAUAAUAUGUGUGUAUAUAUACAUGUAUAUAUAUAUAUAUAUUAUAUAUAGAUAGAUAUAUAUAUAUACACACACACACACACACACACACACACGAGACCUGCUAACAGAAAUAUUCUUCAAAUAAUUUUUAUUUUAAUGGAUCUAGGGACAUCAUUAAAGUUACAUGUGCAAGUAAUUGCUGAUUGAAAUACCUAUACAUAAUAUGCAUAAAACUUUUUCACCCAAUGUCAUAUAUGUAGUUUAUAUUUUGUUGAUUUACAUGAGUGAUAACUCUGUACAACUCUUUCAUGGUUGUAAAAUAUAUGUUGAUACAAUGUACAUAUUAUUCAGCGAGUCUAGUUAAGCUUUAUCAUUUGUAUAUUGCAAGGCUGGGGUGUGUUGACAUGCACUUGUGGCUGUAAAUGUUUUAAAUAUUUGCUACUGCAAUAAAAUGUUGAAAAAGUGGU